UGCGCGUGGUGCCUCUCUGCUCGGCUGCUACCUCACCUGCGCCGCCCAGCUCACGGCCAUGUGCGAAUGGAUCAUCCACCACUCCCAAGACCGGCCGCGUGGCUGGCAUAGGCAAUCACCAGCCAUAUAAGCUUGCUAGAACACAUCUACAUAUCUACCUGCGCCACUUUGCUGUCUCACCUGCUUCAUUGCGCCAGAACUGCGAGACGUACACGAUGGGAAACUGCUGCGGCAAGAGCUCAGACGAGAACUUCCAAGGCGAAGGUCGCACCCUAGGAGCUGCUCCCGUCAAUGCUCCAAUUCCAUCGAACAAUGCGCGCGCUGCCGCACCUCCGAAGGUGACAGGACCAGGGCGAACACUGGGGAGUGCGUCGGGAGAGCAGCAGCCACCGGGAUCAGCAGCGGCGAGGGCAGCAGAGGAGCGAGCAAAAGCAGCCCAAGGCAAAGGCAAGCUUGGCAAACAACUAGACGCCCAGAAAUCGCAAACACAGAAAGAUACAUUGGCACAGACUGCACGAGAUAAUGUCGCGGCGAGGGACGCUGAUGCCGCUGCUCAAGCGAGGGCGUAUAAUUGAGCUCGAGUGGGGAAAGAGAGCAUACGACGGAACGAAGUCAUGAGCUUGCAUGCACAUUUGAGCGCGUAGGAAGGAGACGUACGGCCGUGGAGCGGGAGCAGGCUGUAUUGAAUGAACGCAUACAGCCGAUCAUGGUGGUCGGUUACGGUUGAAGAGCAUAGACUGGGAGGCAAGCCUCAGCGGCAGUGGGCGAGGAAUGAGAAGGCACAUAUGGACAUUGACCAUCAAUUCAUGA
Cercospora beticola is the source of this 810-nucleotide messenger RNA. RefSeq lists its product as uncharacterized. NCBI's taxonomy places the organism in Eukaryota, Fungi, Ascomycota, Dothideomycetes, Mycosphaerellales, Mycosphaerellaceae. The record is from RefSeq and is a predicted model, not a curated record.